CUUUUAUCGCCCUAUUUAAGACAAACUGGCUUCUAUUUGCGUCUUGCUUCCAUCCCCUGCUUGUUCACCCUUUCUUGAAACUUUGUUACUCUCAUACAUGGCUCGCUCUGUGCCUUUCGUCUCAACCAUUUUUCUCUUGCUUCUGCUUCUGGUGGCCACUGAGAUGGGACCAGCAAUGGUGGCAGAAGCAAGAACCUGUGAGUCUCAAAGCCACCGCUUCAAGGGAGCAUGUUUGAGUGACACUAACUGUGGAUCUGUUUGUCGAACCGAACAUUUCAGUGGAGGACAUUGUCGUGGGUUCCGCCGCAGAUGCUUCUGCACCAAACAUUGUUAAAAUAAACUGACAGUGCUUUUUGGAAUAGAAGAUGAUAGAUCUAUCAUCUUUCUACUCAUAUCGUAAGCCUUAUGUUUGAGAAUAAGUUUACCCAUUCUGCCAUGGGUUUCUUUGCAUGUCUCUUGUUUCAUGUAA
Messenger RNA from Abrus precatorius (Indian licorice), 469 nucleotides. Its product is annotated as defensin Ec-AMP-D2-like. The coding region runs from base 98 to 334 and encodes 78 amino acids. The transcript has 2 exons. Gene Ontology annotation, biological process: defense response. NCBI's taxonomy places the organism in Eukaryota, Viridiplantae, Streptophyta, Magnoliopsida, Fabales, Fabaceae. The record is from RefSeq and is a predicted model, not a curated record.